AUACAUUUUCCUGUGGAGGGAAUCGAGACGAAGACAUAAAACUACUAACGUACGAAUUACGCCGAAAACGGAUCCAAUAUAUCGUAUCCUUCAGGGCUAUCAUAUGUUUACCAAGGAAUUUGACGUUAGCCUGUUAGUAAUAAAUUGAUACAUGCGAUAACAUCAUAGCACUAGUGACCUUCUAUAUCGUAGUAUCAGCUAUAGAUAUUUUCACUGCUAAGAUGCCAAAUAUUGUCGUCGUCGGCGCGGGCGUGUCAGGUCUCACGACAGCCUAUCUGCUGUCGAAGCAGAAAGGGAAUGCCGUCACGGUCGUAGCGAAGCAUAUGCCGGGCGACUAUGACAUCGAGUAUGCGUCGCCAUGGGCUGGCGCGAACGUUUUGCCUAUGGCAACCGAGAAGCAUAGCUCGUGGGAACGUCGCACGUGGCCGGAAAUCAAGAGGCUCGCUACCGAGGUACCCGAGGCCGGAAUACACCUCCUAAAGUCGCGCGUGUACCGCCGCGAGAAGGACAUCGAGAAGCUGAGGAAGGGGGGCUACAAAUUCGACGGGCUCUUCGCGGAGAACCCUUGGUACAAGACGCUGUUCGAGGACUUCCGAGAGCUCCCCAGGGACGAGCUUCCGCCGGGCAUGGCGUCGGGCUGCGAGUUCGGGUCCGCGUGCAUCAACGUCAUGGUGUACUUACCCUGGCUCCUGGGCCGGUGCCGAGCGAACGGCGUGGUGUUCCGCCGCGCGACGCUGCAGCACAUCUCGGAGGCGGCGGCGCUGCAGCUCGGCCACCGCGACGCGGGCGGGCGAGCCGACGGCGUGGUGGUGGUCAACGCGACGGGGCUGAGCGCGUCGAAGCUCGGCGGGGUGCUGGACGCGAAGCUGGUGCCGGUGCGCGGGCAGGUGGUGGUGGUGCAGAACGAGGCGCCGUACAUGGCGACCACUUCGGGGACGGACGACGCCGACGACGAGCUCUGCUACAUCAUGACGCGGGCGGCGGGCGGCGGGACGGUCCUCGGCGGCACGUACCAGAAGGGCAGCUGGGAGAGCCAGGCGGACCCGAACGUGGCGACGAGGAUCAUGCGGCGGGCCGUGGAGACGAUGCCGGAGCUUACGGGCGGCAAGGGGGUCGAGGCGCUGGACAUCAUCCGCCACGGGGUCGGUCUCCGGCCGUACAGGGAGGGGGGCGUGAGGAUCGAGAAGGAGAAGAUCGGCGAUACGUGGGUUGUGCAUAACUACGGGCACGCGGGUUGGGGAUACCAGGGGUCGUACGGCUGCGCGGAAGAUGCUGUGGCACUUGUGAAUGAGGUUCUUAGCCGCUCUCGACUGUAGAUAGGUAUGUAUAUUAAGUAGGUAUUAAGCUACUUGGUUGAAUUUGCUUGAGGGUCGUAGGGAAAGGAGGCAUUGGGUGACUUUAUCCAGCUUUAUCUCUUUUUCUUUUUACUUCCCUC
Molecule: messenger RNA, 1435 nt
Organism: Daldinia caldariorum
Lineage: Eukaryota; Fungi; Ascomycota; Sordariomycetes; Xylariales; Hypoxylaceae
Product: FAD dependent oxidoreductase
Exons: 5
Coding region: 222-1316 (364 amino acids)
Molecular function (GO): D-amino-acid oxidase activity; FAD binding
Source: RefSeq, a predicted model, not a curated record